Molecule: messenger RNA, 1045 nt
Organism: Struthio camelus australis
Lineage: Eukaryota; Metazoa; Chordata; Aves; Struthioniformes; Struthionidae
Source: RefSeq, a predicted model, not a curated record
AUGUCCGAAGCCAAGACCCUGAGCUACUCCUGCCUCUUGCUUUCCUUGCUCUCUUUGCACUGGGCUUUGCUCCAGCUGGGCCAGGCUUUUCCCAGCACGUCUGACUACCUGCAGCGGGGCUGGCAACGGCUGCUGGAAGAAGGGGAGGGCUGUGCUGAGUGCCGGCCGGAGGAGUGCCCCGUGCCGCGCGGGUGCCUGGCUGGCACGGUGCGGGACGCCUGCGACUGCUGUUGGGAGUGUGCCAACCUGGAGGGACAGAUCUGUGACCUGGACAACACCAACCACUUCUAUGGCAAGUGCGGGGAGCACCUGGAGUGCCGGCUGGACGCCGGGGACCUGCGGCGCGGCGGAGAGGUGCCCGAGCCCCAGUGCGCCUGCCUCUCCCGCUUGGCCCUGUGCGGCUCCGACGGGAAAACCUAUGCCCAGAUCUGCAGGUUCCUGGAGGUCGCCCAUGCCCACCCUGACGCCAACCUCACCGUGGCUCACGAGGGCCCCUGCGAAUCAGAGCCUCAGAUCACAUCUCCUCCCUACGACGCGUGGAACGUCACUGGGCAGGACGUCAUCUUUGGCUGCGAGGUCUUCGCAUACCCCAUGGCGUCCAUCGAGUGGAGGAAGGAUGGCAUGGAGAUGCUGCUGCCAGGAGAUGACCCACACAUCUCUGUUCAGUUCAGAGGCGGCCCCCAGAAAUACGAAGUGACCGGCUGGCUCCAGAUCCAGGGUGUGCGUGUGACGGAUGAAGGCACCUACCGCUGCUUUGCCAGGAACAAGGUUGGGGAGGUGGUGGCUUUAGCCACCCUGACCGUCCUCACGCCGGACCAGCUCAACCUGACGGGCUUUUCCCUGCCGAAGCCCCACACGACGCCCGAGGACUACGGGGAGAGCGAGGAGGACUAUUACUAGCCCGGAAAUGGGACAGGCGGCUGCAGAGAUCACCGUUUGGGAGAGAGUCCGGCCUUGCCCCAUGGUAGCCUUUCCUGGGGGUGCAGGAACAUCUCCGGAGCAGACAUCCCCCAGCCCGAAACUCCUUCUCUGAACAGUCGCGGCA